This is a messenger RNA of Anopheles maculipalpis, 2179 nucleotides long. RefSeq names its product poly(A) polymerase type 3 (gene hrg). Bases 1 to 2151 code for a protein of 716 amino acids. The record is from RefSeq and is a predicted model, not a curated record. The transcript is spliced from 8 exons. Gene Ontology annotation, cellular component: nucleus. Lineage: Eukaryota; Metazoa; Arthropoda; Insecta; Diptera; Culicidae. Gene Ontology annotation, molecular function: poly(A) RNA polymerase activity; RNA binding.
AUGUGGAAUUCAGAACGGUCCCAGUCGAACGGUGGUGGUUCCGGAGGUUCGGCCACCAAAACACUUGGCAUGACAUCAGCAAUCAGCACGGCCGAACCAAAACCAGAAGAUAUUGUAAAGACAAAAGAGCUGGAAAAAAGCUUAGAACCAUUUAACGUGUUCGAGGCAGAGGAGGAACUGAAUCAUCGGAUGGAAAUUUUGGCCAAAUUAAACACACUCGUCAAGCAGUGGGUCCGCGAUGUAUCGAUCGCGAAAAAUAUGCCGGAAGCGAUGGCCGAAAAGUUGGGUGGUAAAAUUUAUACCUUCGGUUCAUACCGGCUUGGUGUGCACCAUAAGGGUGCUGAUAUUGAUGCACUGUGCGUAGCGCCACGCAAUAUAGAGCGAUCGGAUUACUUCGGUUCGUUUUUUGAUCUGCUGAAGCAACAACCGGAAGUCACCGAAUGCAGAGCAGUCGAAGAAGCGUUUGUGCCCGUUAUCAAGAUGAACUUUGAUGGCAUUGAGAUCGAUUUAUUGUUCGCACGGCUGGCUUUAAAGGAAAUUCCGGACAAUUUCGAUCUACGCGACGAUAUGCUGCUGAAAAAUCUCGACCAAAAGUCUGUCCGCAGUCUGAACGGUUGUCGCGUGACGGAUGAAAUACUGCGACUCGUACCGAACAUCGACAACUUUCGGUUGGCACUGCGUACGAUUAAGCUUUGGGCUAAACGUCACGGAAUUUAUUCAAACUCACUCGGUUACUUCGGCGGUGUGUCCUGGGCAAUGCUGGUUGCCCGCACCUGUCAGCUCUAUCCAAACGCAGUGGCGGCCACACUGGUGCAUAAAUUUUUCCUCGUGUUCUCGCGCUGGAAGUGGCCUCAACCGGUUCUGCUCAAACAGCCCGACAACGUCAAUCUUGGCUUUCAGGUUUGGGAUCCGCGAGUUAAUGUGCAGGAUCGGUUUCAUCUGAUGCCAAUCAUAACACCGGCCUAUCCGCAACAAAAUUCCACAUUCAACGUAUCCAGCUCGACGCGCAAGGUUAUGCUGAUGGAGUUUAAACGUGGCAUGCAAAUAACGGACGAUAUAAUGAUGGGUAAGCAGCUGUGGGAAAAGCUGUUCGAAGCGCCGAGUUUCUUCUACCGGUAUCGUCAUUUCAUUGUCCUGUUGGUGAGCUCCAGCAAUGCCGACGAUCAUCUCGAAUGGUGUGGUCUGGUGGAAUCGAAGAUACGCUAUCUGAUACAGAACCUGGAGCGCAAUCAGCACAUCAAUUUGGCUCACGUUAAUCCGAAGUGCUACGAGCAGCAUGAACAGAAUUCUUCCACCACACUGAAUGGUGCCGAUGGGAAACCGACCGCAUUCUGUUCGCUCUGGUUCAUUGGGUUGGAGUUUGAGCGGUCCGAAAACCUGAACGUCGAUCUUACGGAGAGUAUACAAAACUUUACUGAUUCCGUACACAAACAUGCGGUGCACAUUAAGCUGCUAAAGGAUGGUAUGAAGAUCGAAGCCCGGCACGUACGCCGGAAGCAGUUAACACAGUAUCUCGAUCCGAAUCUGUUGAAACGCGAGCGAAAGAUAUCGGACAGUUACACGCAACAGUCGUCCAGUGCGGUGGGCGUUAACAAUUCCAAUGGGUCAGCUUCCCCGGCAGACGCUGCUUCUCGUAAACGAAAAUCAAGCGAUCUUGCUGCCAGCACCACCAUCACUGCCACCUCCUUAACCAGCCCUAUCGCUGGUUCUAUGGGCAGUAAUGGUAGUGCAAGCAAAAAACGGCGUAACGAUUCCUUCGACGGUACCUCGAAUGGCAGCUUCUGCAGUACAUCGUCGACGACGGUCGUGCAAAUGAAUGCUACCGACGCGGCGCAUAGCACCGAAGCAAACGAUGCGUCCAAUACUGCUGUUACCACGGCGAACGCAUCACAGUCCACCGAUACGUCAGUAAAUGGUGAAAGGGAUGAAAGUGUCGCUCCUUCCGCUUCCUCUCCGUCGGACGAUCCACCACCGUCCAGUGUCGCCGGGAUGCUCGACGAAGAAAAUAACAACCCGUUCGAACCGUCCACCUCGACCACUGCAUCCAGUACGAACGGUAAUGGUAAUGAGAGUAACAAUGGUAACAAUUCUACUACGGCACCUGCAGCGGCGGCGGCAGCAGCAGCAGCAGAGGUAGCCUGUUCCUCUUGACUGACUCAUUGCCAAGGUUUGUUCCACG